Messenger RNA from Pyrus x bretschneideri (Chinese white pear), 1015 nucleotides. Its product is annotated as serine/arginine-rich SC35-like splicing factor SCL33. The record is from RefSeq and is a predicted model, not a curated record. Gene Ontology annotation, molecular function: RNA binding. Gene Ontology annotation, biological process: mRNA splicing, via spliceosome. Gene Ontology annotation, cellular component: cytoplasm; nuclear speck. The transcript has 6 exons. NCBI's taxonomy places the organism in Eukaryota, Viridiplantae, Streptophyta, Magnoliopsida, Rosales, Rosaceae. The coding region runs from base 132 to 752 and encodes 206 amino acids.
CCAAAGAAACACAUAUUAACAUAUCUCUCCUCAGCGGAACCUUCCCGAAUGUUAGUAUUUAAACCCACCCAACCUUCCAUCUGAUUCCCUAAGCUUCGAUUGCGUUCCCAAUCAAUAUACCGUGAAAGAAAAUGAGGGGUAGGAGCUAUAGUUACAGCCCUUCGCCGCCUAGGGGUUACGGCAGGCGACGCCGUAGCCCUAGCCCGAGAGGUCGCUAUGGAGGUCGUGGUAGGGAUCUUCCCACCAGUCUCUUGGUCCGCAAUCUUCGCCAUGACUGCAGGACUGAGGAUUUACGCGGGCCAUUUGGGCGAUUUGGCCCCCUUAAGGACAUAUACUUGCCUAGGGAUUAUUAUACUGGGGAGCCACGUGGCUUUGGAUUUGUUCAGUUUGUAGACCCUGCUGAUGCCGCUGAUGCUAAAUACCAUAUGGAUGGUCAAAUUCUCCUCGGACGGGAAUUGACGGUUGUAUUUGCUGAGGAGAACAGAAAGAAACCCUCGGAAAUGAGGGCAAGAGAUCGUGUUAGGGGUCGGUCAUAUGAUAACAGGCGAUCCCGCUCUCGCUAUUCACGAUCACCGUGCUAUGCUCGAACAUAUUCUCGAAGUCCUGAUUAUUAUUCACCUUCCCACAGGCCAAGGCGAUACUCUAGGUCAAUUUCACCUAGAGAUAGAAGGUACCAGGACGAAUCACGCUCAAGGUCUCCCUAUGGUUCAAGAAGCCGUAGCCGCAGUCGAAGCCUGGACUACUCUCAGUAGAGCGGAAGAUAAUAGAGGUAUGCCUAAUCAGGAGCUAGAGAUCUAUCUAUGUUAGAAGUUGGGAUAUUAAUAAAUGGUAAUUAGCGAUGGUAACCAUGGAUUUCACAUCGACAUUAAAAGAAGGGGCUGCCUUGGUAUCCUACUCUAGGUUUCUUUGUUCCGUCAUUUGGCUGAAUGCCCGUUGUAACAUGAUGAACUCAUUUUCGAAACUAGCUGUUGUGUUGAAAUGAUUUGGUUUUGUGUAAUAGAGCUUUUAGUAACCA